Protopolystoma xenopodis is the source of this 636-nucleotide messenger RNA. The record is from the annotation of a GenBank genome assembly. Lineage: Eukaryota; Metazoa; Platyhelminthes; Monogenea; Polystomatidea; Polystomatidae.
AUGUCUGAAGAUACUCUGAUUAAAUUUAUCAGGUCGGCUGGUGAUAUGUUUCAUCAUUUGCAAUCCCUUCUAUUGAAUGAAUCAGAUAUAUUUCAACUUCCUCAUGUCUUUGAUUCUCUAAGCCAAUUUAAGCAACGAUUAAUCCUAUGUAAAGGUCAACUUGAAUCGGAAUCAUCUUCUCUGAUGCAAUGUCUUGACAAAACCUUUAAUAAGAUCACUGACUUGCUUGCCAAUCGAGAUUAUGACGUCGAGCCUGAAAAUCUCGUUAUUGAUCAGCUUUCCUACAUUUUUUCAACUUUGAAUGGAUUAACCGAUUCUUUAUAUACCAACGAAACUAUUUUGCAUGAUACUUUUGCCAAAAUAGCCGAAAUCCAUCUAGAACAAUCAUCAGAAUCAAAUGCUACUCAUGCUGAUUUUUGUUCACAAACUGUUGAUUCAGGCAUCAGCAGAAUUAAUUACGAUGCAAACGACACGGCUACUUUCGAGUUGCUAGAAACCGCUUGCAAUGACUUUGAAAGGGAGAUUCGAUCGUAUAAGAUGCAGCUUAAUGAAACUAAACGACAAUUUUGCAGAGCACAAGAGCGCGAGAAUGCAAUCAAAGGUCAGGUUCUGCUUAAUUUGCAUGUUGCUUUUUAA